Molecule: messenger RNA, 2715 nt
Organism: Symphalangus syndactylus (siamang)
Lineage: Eukaryota; Metazoa; Chordata; Mammalia; Primates; Hylobatidae
Gene: SCP2
Product: sterol carrier protein 2
Molecular function (GO): acyltransferase activity, transferring groups other than amino-acyl groups
Source: RefSeq, a predicted model, not a curated record
CGCCCCGCCCCCUCCUUCUCCCCCCACGCACGCGCACUCUCACGCGCCUGUGUUGCCGCCAGCGGCCCUGCCUUCGGGCCUCAGGGAGCUCUGGUGCAGUCUCCGCCUGUCAGAGCCGAAAGUCAUCCUCGGCGCCCGCCCCGGUCCCGCACUGGUGCAGCCAUGUCCUCUUCCCAGUGGGAGCCUGCGCCCCUGCGCCGGGUGUUCGUGGUGGGGGUUGGCAUGACCAAGUUCGUGAAGCCUGGAGCUGAGAAUUCAAGAGACUACCCUGACUUGGCAGGAGAAGCAGGCAAGAAGGCUUUAGCUGAUGCACAGAUCCCUUAUUCAGCAGUGGACCAGGCGUGUGUUGGCUAUGUUUUUGGUGACUCUACCUGUGGGCAGAGGGCUAUCUAUCACAGUUUGGGAAUGACUGGAAUUCCUAUAAUCAACGUCAACAAUAACUGCGCUACUGGUUCUACUGCUUUGUUUAUGGCCCGCCAGCUGAUUCAGGGUGGUGUGGCAGAAUGUGUCUUGGCUCUUGGGUUUGAGAAGAUGAGUAAGGGAAGCCUUGGAAUAAAAUUUUUGGAUAGGACCAUUCCCACUGAUAAGCAUCUUGACCUCCUGAUCAAUAAGUAUGGAUUGUCUGCUCACCCAGUUGCUCCUCAGAUGUUUGGGUAUGCUGGAAAAGAACAUAUGGAAAAAUAUGGAACAAAAAUUGAACACUUUGCAAAAAUUGGAUGGAAAAAUCAUAAACAUUCAGUUAAUAACCCGUAUUCCCAGUUCCAAGAUGAAUACAGCUUAGAUGAAGUGAUGGCAUCUAAAGAAGUUUUUGAUUUUUUGACUAUCUUACAAUGUUGUCCCACUUCAGAUGGUGCUGCAGCAGCAAUUUUGGCCAGUGAAGCAUUUGUACAGAAGUAUGGCCUGCAAUCCAAAGCUGUGGAAAUUUUGGCACAGGAAAUGAUGACUGAUUUGCCAAGCUCGUUUGAAGAAAAAAGCGUUAUUAAAAUGGUUGGCUUUGAUAUGAGUAAAGAAGCUGCAAGAAAAUGCUAUGAGAAAUCUGGCCUGACACCAAAUGAUAUUGACGUAAUAGAACUUCACGAUUGCUUUUCUACCAACGAACUUCUUACUUAUGAAGCAUUGGGACUCUGUCCAGAAGGACAAGGUGCAACGCUGGUUGAUAGAGGAGAUAAUACAUAUGGAGGAAAGUGGGUCAUAAAUCCUAGUGGUGGACUGAUUUCAAAGGGACACCCACUAGGCGCUACAGGUCUUGCUCAGUGUGCAGAACUCUGCUGGCAGCUGAGAGGAGAAGCCGGAAAGAGGCAAGUUCCCGGUGCAAAGGUGGCUCUGCAGCACAAUUUAGGCAUUGGAGGAGCUGUGGUUGUAACACUCUACAAGAUGGGGUUUCCGGAAGCCGCCAGUUCUUUUAGAACUCAUCAAAUUGAAGCUGUUCCAACGAGCUCUGCAAGUGAUGGAUUUAAGGCAAAUCUUGUUUUUAAGGAGAUUGAGAAGAAACUUGAAGAGGAAGGGGAACAGUUUGUGAAGAAAAUCGGUGGUAUUUUUGCCUUCAAGGUGAAAGAUGGCCCUGGGGGUAAAGAGGCCACCUGGGUGGUGGAUGUGAAGAAUGGCAAAGGAUCAGUGCUUCCUAACUCAGAUAAGAAGGCUGACUGCACAAUCACAAUGGCUGACUCAGACUUCCUGGCUUUAAUGACUGGUAAAAUGAAUCCUCAGUCGGCCUUCUUUCAAGGCAAAUUGAAAAUCACUGGCAACAUGGGUCUGGCUAUGAAGUUACAGAAUCUUCAGCUUCAGCCAGGCAAUGCUAAGCUCUGAAGAACUCCCUUUGGCUACUUUUGAAAAUCAAGAUGAGAUAUAUAGAUAUAUAUCCAUACAUUUCAUUGUCAGAAUUUAGACUGAAACUACACAUUGGCAAAUAGUGUGGGAUAGAUUUGUUUCUUAAUGGGUGUGACCAAUCCUGUUUUUCCUGUGCUCUGGGUGAAUAGAGCCUGAUGGUAUACUACUGCUUUGCAGAAUUGCAUACAACUGUGCAUUACAAAGUUAAUAUGGUAAUUAUGGUCUGGGGUAACAUUGAGUUUCAGAAUAAAAUUAGGAACAGUAAAAUCCAAAGAACUAUGUAAACAAAAAAGCUUUUGUUUUGCUUACAAAGUAUAUUUAAGGAUUAUUCUGCUGAAGAUUCAAUUUAAGAGUUUUCCUUGGGAGAACUAAGAAACACAGUGCCAACAGCUGGCCAGUAAUUAGUGUUGUGCACUUAAUGUCAUUAAUCAAUUUCUCAAUAGUUUUUAAAAUUAGUGAGAUUAAAAAAAAAUCUAAAAAUUUUGCACUUCAUGCUAUCAGGAACAGUAUUUUCUUCCCAAAUCAAAAAUAAAAGAAAUAUGAUCAGAGCUUGAACACAGGCUUAUUUUUAAAAUAAAAAUAUUUUUUAAAAUGGGUUUCCUUCUUGAAAAAUCAGUGUAUUAGUCAUAAAACACUAUUAUUAAGAAUAAUUGAACAAUAAAGUUUGCUUUGAGAUGCACAGUUUUCAAAUUAUAAUCUCAUUUCAAUUUAUAAAGUCUCGGUCUUUUGUUAUAAUUUUCCUUUUUCAUAUAAGUUUAAUUAUCUGCAUUUAUCUUUUUUCCUAGUUUUUCUAAUACUAAUGUUAUUUCUUAAAAUUCAGUGAGAUAUGGAAUAAAAUAAUGCUUUGAGAAGAAUGUUUAAUAGAAAAUUAAAAUAACGUUUUCUGGC